AUGUCGACCAAGGAAGAGGUCCCAUACUACGACAACACCAACCUACUACAGAAAAAUGAAAACUUCUUUAACUAUUACAUCCAUCAAAAAAUAAUUAGCGAAAAUGAGGUGGAUAAUUUUAUGACAGUUAUAAACACAGAAUUACCAAUCACAUUUCGCGUUCUGAACAACAACAAGUACAGCAAAUUUAUUCACGAAAAUAUAAACCAGAAAUUGGAACAUCUUUGCAAGAACAACUAUGCAAUUACGAAGUUGAAUGAAGAGGACCAAAUAUAUGAGAUAUACCUGACGAGGGCCCAAAUUAAGAAAGAUGAAAAUUAUAAAAAUUUGUACAACUAUUUAAUAAACUUAAAUGAGAGCGGAUACAUAUUUAGACAAGAGCUGGUGAGCAUGCUGCCAGUGUUGUUUCUGAAGUUGAAAGAGAAUUUUUUUGUUCUAGACAUGUGUGCAGCUCCUGGCUCUAAGACGGCUCAGAUUGUGGAUUACAUGCAUCUCAUUAGCAAAAGGAAUGUGAAACAUUAUUUGAUUCGGCAAUUUAUUCAGAGGAAUUCAUCCCCCGCGUGCGGAUCCCUUGGGGGUGUGCACAGGUCCGAAGGGGAAGAGAACGCCAAUUUAAUGGAAGACGAUAGAAGCGUCAGUGGGGAUGAUAACAUCGAAUGUGGGAAGGAUAGUAGUGAAAGUGGCGUCCGCCUGAACAGCAGUCAUGAAAAUCACCCAUCUGCGGAGAAAAACCAGCUGUACAAAAGCCUGCACGACGCGCUAGACGGCAAUGAAUACGACGAUGAACUGUUUAAGUAUAUCCUCAACGCAGAUAACCAUUUGUACGGGCACUACAAGAAAUUGAUUUCUAACAGCAACCCUACCGGAGUCGUCAUCGCGAAUGACGCGAACUUUAAGAGGUGUUGCAUGUUGUUCCAUCGGCUAAAAAAUAUACACAGCAAUUGUCUAGUGGUAACAAACAACAACGCGAUUAACUUUCCUUAUAUUUACGUUAAGGAUGAUGAGGGAAAUACAAAUGAGAAGAGGUACUUCGAUUCUGUUUUGUGUGACGUCCCGUGCAGUGGCGAUGGGACUCUACGAAAAGACAGAAAUAUCUGGUUAAAUUGGAACCCAUUUAAUGCCUACAAUUUAUUUCAAAUGCAAGUCAGCAUUUUAAAAAGGUCUAUCGAAUUGGCCAAGGAAGGUGGGAACAUUGUGUACAGCACAUGUUCCCUAAACCCGAUUGAAAAUGAGGCCGUCAUUUGUGAAGUUUUCAAUUCUGUAGAAAAUAGGGACUGCCUCAAAUUAAUCAAUUUUGGGAACGAACUUAUAGACAAAUUAAAUUUUAAAGAAGGGCUAACUGAAUGGAAAGUGAUGAUGGACGAUCAGUGGUUUGAUACAUAUGAACAGUAUUGUAAUUAUUUACAAAAUAAGGAACAUGGGAAAUAUAAAAAAAUUUAUGACAAAAUACAAAAUGGGAUGUUUACUCCGGAACAGGAAUUUAUCAAUGAGAUUAACUUGAAAUACGUGAAGCGAUUUUUUCCUCAUCAUUACAACGCGGGGGGUUUCUUCAUAGCAGUUAUUAAAAAGUGCGGAAAGCUCCAGUGGAAGGAAGAAAAAAAAAAAAAAAAAAAAAUUUACACGAAAUUGAAGAAGGCUGAUAAGGACGAGUACAGGAAAAAGUACAAAUAUAGAAGACAUAAAAAGGGAAGCAAAAAAAAGGACAAGGAAAAAAAUGGUGACAUUAUUCCCUCCCAUGAGGUAAAUCAAAAAUGUACUGAACAAAAUGGAAGUGCCGAAUCGAUGGAUGGUGUUGUUUACAUUUCUGAUUAUGUUCACAAACAGGUCAGGCAAAAUAGUCAUGGGAAAAUAUCCUCCUUAGACAGUAACCUACGCAUGAUGAGCAACAAUGCACAGAGGGUGGACCAAAACGAUGUGGAAGAUAAUUACAACGUAAUCGACAUGGAUGAUAUGAUGACCAGCUACAACGUUGUCACGAGCAACGAAGUUACUAAGAAGUUCAACCUGAUUGACAAUGACGACCUGAGUAAUAAUUAUAACAUGAUAGACAGUGACGAUAUGGUGAGGAGUUUCCAGCCCAGUGGAAAACACAAGGAGGAUGUAAUAAGUCUCAUUAAUAAGAAGAGUGAGGAGGCGCUGCACAGUUACAUGGGUGGCGAGGUCGGCCGCACAUGGGAGUACAAAAUGGGGAGCGAAGGGGAAGAACAACAUGGGGUGGAAAAUGAUUCGAACAAUGAUUCGCAAAGCGAGGCGGAAGUGGGAGCAAGCCAGCCGAAGGAGCGAAAAAUGACAAAGCAACAAGAGUACGUGAGCCUGGAGUACUACGAAAAGCUGCGUCCAACGCACGACCUUUUAAACAGAAUAAAAAAUUAUUUCAACUUAAAUGACAACUUUAUGUCCAUUAAAAAUAAUUUAUAUAUUCAUCUCAAGGAUGACUCGAACUUUGCAAAAUUAUCGAUCGACGACAGAAUCAAUGUGAACAUCAAAAAGAUAAAUUUGGUCAGCAAACACACGAAGGAUAUCCUAGAGUGCUACACAAAAAUAAAACUAAAGAUUAUCAGCGCGGGGAUAACCGUUAUCCAGAUAGAUAAGAAUAAAAAGAACGGAGUGGAAAACUACUACCGGAUAAACUACAGCGGGUGUCUGAAUUUCUUGCCCUUCUUUAAAGACGUUGAUACAUUUUUGCUGGAGAAGACAUGUAGGGAGGAGAUUAUCAAAAGUUAUUAUGCUCCUGUUUAUGAGAAUGAGCAGAGGGUGUUUGACUUUGAAAGCUACAUGGAUCAGCUGAUCGGCGAGCGGAAGAGCACCCAGUCUAAAAGUGCGGCCAAGGCGAAGGCGGCAGGAGAAGCGGACGAUAAGGUCAGUGUGAAGAAGGAAGAUAAGGCGGAUAAUGAAAACGAACACAAAGUGGAGGAGGAUGGAGGACAAGCUGAAGUGAAGAAGGAAGGCGACGCAAAAGAGGACCAAAACAAUGCCAGCGUACAGAACAAAGACGAGCCCAUCGUGGACCAUCAACAAGUGCAGAGUGAAGUAAACACCAUUUGGGUGAAGAGUGAUGCCAUCCUGGAUCUCAUAAAAGUCGAUAAGUCCAAAAUAAAUAACAUCACGAAAGAGACCAUUAGGCAGACGGCAAAGCUGACGAAACAUUCCCCCAACAUUCUGUUAACCCUCAAUAGGAAUAAGCAAAUUUUGGCCAUCCCUGCAAAUAAAGGAAACUUGUUUGUGGACAUUAGCAUUGAUAAGAACUCCAUCAUCAUGCUGCCUUACAUCUUAAACUAG
This is a messenger RNA of Plasmodium fragile, 3279 nucleotides long. RefSeq lists its product as uncharacterized. Bases 1 to 3279 code for a protein of 1092 amino acids. Gene Ontology annotation, biological process: RNA methylation. Gene Ontology annotation, molecular function: methyltransferase activity. The record is from RefSeq and is a predicted model, not a curated record. NCBI's taxonomy places the organism in Eukaryota, Apicomplexa, Aconoidasida, Haemosporida, Plasmodiidae. The transcript has a single exon.